UAAAUUUUCAUUUUCUGCUUUCAACAAGAUCAACUGUUGUUGGUGGGUCUCCAAGACCUCCAAUUGUGGGAGCUAUUCUUUUGGGGUCUGUAGGGAGCCUUUCUGCACUUCUUGAUGAUGAUUCCUCAUCAGCAUAACGCUGAUAUAAAACUUUGGCCAUAAGGUGAGGCAAAUAUAUUGAUCCUUCGCCUCUUUCACAGGUUGAGGAUGCCAGUGUCUGGUACGUUUGCAAUACUUUCUCGUGUAAAUUGGCUUCCCAGUUUUAGUUUUGGCUUGUUGUCUGCUAAUGUGGAAAUUGUGGUCAAUACCAGCUACAUAACACUGUGUGAUGUAAUAUGGGUAUCUGAAAUUUCGAUGAAAAUAUUUUAAAUCAUAUGCAGUACAGGCCUUAUUGAUUAUCAGUAUGCUCUUUCUGAAGAAUACUUUUCUUAUAACUCUUGUUUGUAAAAAAGUUGGUGAUUUGGAAAUUUUCCAACUGUCUUAGUCUUAAUAUUUGGCAGAUGUGCUACUUUAUAUGCUACACUUUUGCACCAAAUCUCCUUUCAAAUAGGUUUUUAAGCUUUCUUUCUGUGGAUCAUUUCUUAAAAUUACAACAAAUACAAAUGCAUUGUGUUGGCAUCUGAUCCAGCAUCUUUAAACAACAAAAUUUUUUACACAUAGGCAAUAAAUGCAACUCCUAGCCCACUUACUGAGAAAAUAUAUAUGCUGGAAAAAUUUUGCUGACUCGAAUGCAUUCCUCUUUGGUACAUAAUUGAGCAACAAACUCUUAAAGUUGUCAACUGGACUAGUGUGCCUAGAAACAUUUCGAGAAAUUGGAAUAUACUCAAUGAGCAUUUCACAAAAGUUCUUCAUCCAACAAUGUGAUUGUACAUUUAAAAUGUGCAAGGAAAGUAGAUAACCAACGAAUUAUCUAGUAGCAUCAAACCCUACAUCAAAUAGCUCUAGAUAACAACACUGAGAACAAAAUGAAAAUAGCAACAGUGUACAUGACUACCCAAAAAUAAGAUCAACAUCUGAUGAUAUUCAUUCUUGAAGUUGCCAGGUUUGGCAAUAAAAUGGCAAAAGGUAUUUUCUUUACAUUUUUAUUAUUAACACAAUGGUAAAGGUGCAAACUCUGUAGCUUAACGAAAGUAAGUAUAAUGCUGCAGUGAUUGAAAGAGCUUCUUAUCAAGAAUUAUUUCAAGCAAUGCAGUUAUUUCCUUUGAAGUUUUCUUUAGUGUUUCCUUUUCAUCAUCAAGUAUCUCAUCAUACUUACAACAUUUGUUUGCCCAUUUGUGUCGACCACAGACAUGAUGUAGCAAACUUAACCACAUUUCCUUGAAUAAAGAAAUAAUUUUAAAAUGCCAUUGAUGUAGAGCUACAACAGCAUGAAGACAAAAUUAAAAAAAAACAGAAGAUGGGUAACUUCCUAUUGUUGCCCUUCCUUCAAAUUUAUGCCACGCCCUUACUUUUUUCUACCACAGUAGUAAGGGAACAAGGAAGAGAAUUGAAAUGAGAGGGUACUAUAGUUUUAAAAGUAGUUAGGGCAAAAAAUUUUUAUUACAUAUUUUUCUGAAUCUGAUAUUGCUUUCCAUUUUCAGCAUAAAGAACAUUAAGUUCCUAAGAACGAAAGUUUUUCAUCCCUAAUCUCAUCCCUAACUAUAAGAAAAAUUCCCUAGCAACGAAAAUUAACUGGUUGCUAGGGUUAAAAAACUAGUUUUCCCCUCUUCUCCGACCUCCCUUUUCAAGAUUUUACGUUCUGGGUCUCUGUGUUUUCUUUUUAUGUGCCUUGGGACCCUGUGUGAGGGAUUGAUCUUAGCAGCCAUAGCAACCUUUGGGUUUUAAUCUCUGUUGUCAUAUUUGUAGCGUGUAUCGAGAGACGUUUUCGGAUUUUACUAUUGAUAAUAUCUGGUUAAUGGCACCAAGUAAGUUUAGAAUGGGGAAGGAGCAAGAGAAAAGUAGAGAAAAGGUUACAGAGGAGUUCAAAAGCAGUUUUUGAGGAAUUCGACGAGUCAAGAAACAACCGAUGGUGUUAGGCCAAGAUUGUCAACUGCUGCAGCAGUGAAUCUUGUCAGUGCUGAUAUCUGACUACAGCAAUGGAUAGAAAGCUUCUGAACAGCUCAUUUACAGAAGAUUUGCAGAACAUUCGAUACGUAACAAGAGAAAAAGCAAAAACUGAAGGGUUAGGCCCUGUAAGGAAAACAAAAACAGCCAAUGGUUGUGCAAUUAAAGACCUUGCCUGUCUUGAAAAUUUUUCAAAUGAUGCCGUUGCUUGCAAGAUUUGCCUGAAAAAGAAGGCUACAUUCACCUUAUUCUCAGCCGAAGAAAAGAGAGAUUGUUUGUCAUUAAAACUAAGCCUGAAGUGUUCAUCAUGACUCAAUGUAGUUUCCUUUAACACCAGCAAAAAUAUCAAGGUGGGUGCAUUUGAAGUGAACCGUAGAUCAGUAUUGGCAGUGAAUACUCUAAAGGGUGGAAGAAAGAGUUUGGCUAGGUUUUGUGGCAUGAUGAACAUGCCUCCACCUGUAACCAACAAUGCUUACAAUAAGCAUCUGAAGAUCUCUGCUUUAGCUGCAGUAGAAGAGGCAGAAAAUUUAAUGAUAGAUGCAGGUAAUCGAUUGCUAAACUUGAUGCUAAGAGGAGAUCCUGAAAUUACUGAUGAUGAUGAAGAUAAUGCUGUUCCUGUAGCUGUAUCAGUUGAUGGAUCCUGGCAGAAGAGAGGAUAUUUUUCAAAGUUUUGUGAUUGGGGUUUUGAUGGGAGAGAUUGUAGAUUAUGAAGUCUUGUCAUUAUUUUGCAAGGAACAUAGUGUACAUGAGAAAAGUCAAAAGGACAGUGAGCAAUUUCUUCAAUGGAAGGAAAAACACAAGCAACAUAGUUCCAUCAAUUUUGAAGGAUCCUCUGGAGUAAUGGAAGCUGCUGGGGCAGCAAGAAAUUUUUCUUGCUCAAUUCAAAAGAGAAAACUCAAUUCAAAAGAGAAAACUCAAAUACACCACUUUCGUUGGAGAUGGAGAUAGCAGUUUGGUGAGAGAUAUCGUAUAAAAAAAGGAUUGUCUUGGACAUAUCCAGAAAAGAAUGGGCAAUGCACUGCGAAAUCUUGUACGUGAUAUGAAAGGGAAAAAGCUGGCAGAUGGGAAGACUGUUGGGGGCAAAGGGCGACUGACACAAGAUAGAAUUGAUUCUUUUCAGAGGUUUUUUGGGAAAGCUAUAAGAGAAAAUGCAAAGAAGUCAGUUGAAGACACCAAAAAUGCAAUCUGGUCAAUUUAUCACCAUUCAAUAUCCAAUCCAAACGUGUCUCUUGAAAUUCAACAUAAACUUUGUCCACAAGAUACAAAAUCAUGUUGUAUCAUGGUGCCCAAGAAAAAUUAAAUGGUACAAAUCGAUAUUCUGAGUCGACAAGAUUGCCCGACAGAUUAACUGACAUUGACUCUUAUCAAAAUGACAACUUGCUAGAGGAUUUGCCAAGGAUUUGCAAUGUGAAUGUGAUGCAAAUUGUGAGGAUGCUUUGCAAUAUAGACUGAGAAUAAAUGCAAAGGAAACAUCUAGAAAUAGAGAAGUACCAAGAUCAAAGAUCAAUGAAUAGACCCUUUUCACAAUCCCUUUUUUGGCCGUUUGACAACAAGGGUGUUUAAUGAAAUCGAGACAGUUGUUGUUUGGCAUAAAUCUUGUACGGCGCUUCUACGUAAAAUAUCUACUAUUCUUUUGCGUUAAAACCAAGACAAGUUUUUGGAAAUGGAGAAUAAAGACGUUGAAAUGGUAGAAGGUGUUUCAAAGACGAAGAAAAGAUCACUCGGUAGGCAAUGCGCGGCUUAUGGGUGUUAUAACACCUUUUACAAAACUGAUGGAUCGCCAUCCGGCCUACAUUUCUUCAGAUUCCCACAAAAGAACCCCGAGAAGCUUCGUUGGUGUAACCUCAUCAAACGUGCAGAUGGACGUGACGGUUUUAAUGUUACACUGUCUACAUUCCUUUGUGAAGACCAUUUUACUGAUGCGGACAUCAGCAGGUAUCCAAAUCAGUGGCGUCUGAAAACUGGAGCUGUCCCUUCUUUGAAUCUGUUCAGUAGCGUAGAUCGGUUGCCAAGAGUAUCCCGCAAAGCGCCAGCUGAACAUACGUUUUCUUCCUCUGCAUCAGCGACUGCAAUCUUCGAUGAUGAUGUUUCUCCCUUGGCUUCUAAUGUAAUGGAAUCCUCGCUACAAUUAUCAACUGAUGAUUCGCCAACAACUUCAGUUUCUACGCAAACUGAAUUUUCUUUUGUCAGUUCUCCAAUUUACAUUCCUUCUUCCUUUGACCAAAACAAGGAGUGCGACCAUGAAUACUCCUCUUAUACACCUCACGAGAACGAUCUUUUUAAUAUUUGUAACCAGCAUGACCAUCUUUCAACAAAGACCAAGGAACUCUCUUUGCAAGUUGACAAACUAUCCAAACAAAUUGGAGACUUGGAACAACAAAUUUCUCAGCUGAAAAGCUCUCUCUUCUCAAUCGAUAAACUGGAAAAAGAUGAUGCUGCUGUCAGAUUUUAUACUGGCUUUCAAAAUUUUUCUUCUCUUCGUGCCUUGUUCGAGUAUUUCCAGCCAAAGCUUGAUCGUAUUCAUUAUUGGCGUGGGCCUACAUCUUCCAAGGUUUCAGAUCUUUCCUAUCAACAGUCCUCUCAAUCUCAGAAACCUGGUCCAAAACGCAGCCUUUCGCAAUUAGAAGAAUUUAUUUUUGUAUUAAUGAGACUCAAAGUUGGUUUAUUUAUGAAUGAUUUAUCAGACAGAUUUGGAAUCUCUACUGGACAUGCUUCAAAAAUUUUUACAAGUUGGAUUAACUUUUUAUUUCAUGAACUUCCUCUUUUGUUUCCGUUUCCAUCUCAAGAAAGAAUACGAAAAGAUAUGCCACAGCAAUUCAAAGAUUAUCCUACUACGAGAAUCAUUAUUGACUGUACCGAAAUUUUUACUGAAAUACCAUCCUCACUUAAGUCUCAGUCUCAAACUUGGUCCCAAUACAAACAUCAUAACACCUGGAAAGCCCUUGUUGGAAUCUCACCAACAGGCUGUAUUACUUUUGUUUCAAAGCUUUGGUCUGGCAGAGUGUCAGAUAAAGAAAUUACUCAGAAGUGUGGUGUUUUGCAACUUUUAGAGAAUGGAGACAAUAUCAUGGCCGAUAGAGGAUUUGACAUCUCUAAUAUUCUUCCUUCUGGUGUAUCUCAUAAUAUUCCUCCUUUCAAAGGCACUAGAAGCCAGCUAACAGCAGAAGAAACAGAAGAAACAGCCCGAAUUGCAGCAGUACGCAUUCAUGUUGAAAGAGCUAUUGGUCGUGUAAAGAAUUUUCAUAUCCUGGAUGGAGUCAUAUCUUUAAGUUUACAACCUAUUUCAAACCAAAUUUUUUCAGUAUGUUGCCUUCUAACUAAUUUUCAGCCAUUUCUAGUUCAAAAUUCUAACAAUAAAUCUGAAUAGAGAUUAAUAAAUUUUACUAUUGCUCUGAUUAUUAGAUUUAAUACUUUGUAAGCUUUAAUAUUGUUGACAAAAAUCUUGAUCUUUGCUUUCACUUUGCAUUUUAUACUUUUCAGUAUUUAUGCAAUUUUUUUGUAUAAGUCACUCUUUUACAUACAAUAUUUUUACACAUACUGGAACAACAUAUUUUAGAUACGACCAAUUUCAUAAGUAUUUCAUAAGUAGCUUGGUCUUCCGGUCCCCCAGGAAAAUUCCUGUAUUAGCCGUAAGAAACGGGGGUUUCACAGUUACCAGCUGCUCAUUGUUGCCGGAUUUAGCACACCUUGCUAAAUGCAAGUUGGUAAGAUAUGACAAGUCAAUGAAAUUUAAUGUUCAUCUGUCUGUAAUAUAGUGCAUGAUGCCAUAUAGACAUUUUCUGAUUGGCAUAUUUCGAUCCACAACUGGGUAUAUAUUUUCCAUCGUGUUCUUUCAGCCCCUUAUUCUAACAUUUUAUGCUCUGAGGAAUGUCAGACGAAAAAGCUUUAAGUAGUAGUAUGUUGAGAAAUGUUUGCUUUUUUCAAAGCCAUUUUCAAGUUCUGUACCCCCAAAAAAUUGUUCAAAGGUAGAUUUAAAGAGAUUGAGCAGCUGUGCUUAUCAAGCAGUGCCAGAUUCUUCCUCUUGAUGUGACCACAUCUUAUGAUUCCUAUGCUUGGUAAUACAGAGAGCUUGCGACUGUCCUUGCUUCAAGUGAUAGUUCAGUAUAUCAGUGACCCAAACCACUGAUCCUUGUAUCUAAAGGUCUAACCUUAACCGCAGAGCCAUAUUCAAGGUGUAUAGAACAGGACAGUUAUAAGUUGCAACUCAACAUUUUAUGUAUGUCCCUUCAUCAGGAAAUGUUCAAUGUUAUACUCUCUUCCAAGUAAAUAUUGUUUUUGCACUUGAACAAACUUUGUUAGCUUAUAUCUGUAAUGUUGAAAGUGUUUGGAGCUCCAUGUGCUCUUGAUGCAAAAUAACUUUGUUAAAGGACUUUGUAAGCCUAGAAUAUUAAAUUUCAAACUUCAAAAUAAAUGUUUAUUUCUUUGCCUUUUUCUUCUCAUAACUUUCCCAGCCAUCUUGCAAGUAAAGCUUCAUUGCACGCUGAACUCUCCUUGUAAAGAACUCUGGGAGAACAGCUCUACAGUAAAAGAACUUCAGCCUGGGUAAAAUAAAAUUUAAAACAAAGUCUUCAUCAUAGAAGAUACUUUCAAUAAAUAGUGGUUUGUUGUCACCAAACCAUACCACAAAAUCAACUCUUCUCAGGUUAGCACAAAACAUCUCUCCUUGAACUUGAAAAUAAUAUUUAUGUCUCCUCUUUAAUUUCACUCCUUCUGAAGUUUGUUUUAAAAAGAAAUUUCUGUCCUUGAUUGCAUCAUCCAAAGAAGAAUUAUAUUUAGAAAAUGGGCAUUUUAUUUCUAAGCCCCAUUUUUCACUUCUACAAGAUAUAAUACCAUCCAAGGAAGCAGCAA
Molecule: messenger RNA, 6891 nt
Organism: Rhopilema esculentum
Lineage: Eukaryota; Metazoa; Cnidaria; Scyphozoa; Rhizostomeae; Rhizostomatidae
Source: RefSeq, a predicted model, not a curated record